AUGGGUCGACCAGAACAAUGCGUCCUCUUCGCUCACACCUUCGUCCACUCACAUCUCGAUGAGUACGUCGACGAGGUAAUUUUUUCAGAACCGGUAGUAGUCAAUGCGUGUGAGGUUUUGGAACAGAGUGCUUCAUCAGUUGCCCAAGCAGUACCACUUGUUGGGGCAACAUCACCUCCAUCAUUUGCCAUAGAGGUGUUUGUUCAUUGUGAGGGAGAGACGAGGUUUAGAAGACUUUGUCAGCCUUUUCUCUAUUCACAAUCUUCAUCAAAUGUAUUGGAAGUGGAGGCUGUUGUCACUAGUCAUCUAGUUGUGAGGGGCAGUUAUCGCAGUUUGAGCUUGCUUAUAUAUGGAAAUACAGCUGAGGACUUGGGUCAGUUCAACAUUGAGUUUGAUGACAAUGCGUUGACUGAUCUUGUUGAUUCUACUGAGGGGAAGCUUGAAGACCUGCCACUUGCAUUGCAUUCUACUAAUUUUGCUUUUGAAGAUUCACGUUCUUCUUUGAGUGUCUUGUCUAUUCCAGUUCCUGUAGCAGAUAUUUCUCUUGAAGUCAAACUUUUUUUACAGUUAAUGUUAAAGAUUUUAGAAUUAUCAGAGAUUGGUAAUAAUAGACAUAUUGGGGAUGAUGGACACAAAGUUGUAAGUACUGUAGUAUCUGCAAUCUCUUCCUACAUUUCUGGUGAUAUAUGUGAAUCAAUCAGUGGGAGAUAUCAGAUAGGGAAGAGAACUGAGAAGUUUGAAGAGUUGCACAAUGUUGUUAACAAGGCAAGAAAAGAGCUCACUGAUGUCUAUCGGGGUUUCAAGCAAAAAAAUGAGAUUGAAUUCUCUGAAUGUUCACCGGAGGGACAUUAUUUUGAAUUGGAGACUGAAAUAUUGGAUUCCAAAACACUGGUGGAUAUGUUUAAUCAGAUUAAUCAUUUCAGAAGGCACUCUUCAUCUAUAGGAGAUCACUUUCUUUCUCGGAAUGAGCAUGCUCUUCUAGGAUUGAGCAUGGCUUAUUUACUAUGUUACGGUAGAGAGAGCUGUUUUCAGUUUGUUAAUAGUGGGGGAAUGCAGCAGAUUGAAAUGUUUUUUUCCAAGGAUGGACAGAAUUCCACUACUAUUACGCUUCUGCUUCUUGGUGUUGUAGAGCGGGCUACUAGAUAUUCUGUUGGAUGUGAAGGCUUUUUAGGUUGGUGGCCUCGGGAAGAUGACAGCAUCCCCUCUGGUUUUAGCGAAGGUUAUAGCCAUUUGUUGGAGUUGAUACUGUCAAAACCUCGACAUGAUGUUGCCUCCCUUGCAACCUAUUUGCUUCAUCGCUUAAGAUUUUAUGAAGUUGCUUCAAGAUAUGAGUCUGCAGUUCUGUCUGUGCUGGGAAACACUAGUACUUUUGGCAGGGUAACAGAUAUUACUUUGAAUAUGCUAAGUUCUGCUGAAGUUCUGCUCAGAAAGCUCCUGAAAUUGAUAAAUUCACGUGGUCCAAUUGAAGAUCCUUCUCCCGUGGCUUGUGCAAAUUGGGAUAUCGAUGCACAUUUACUUGGACUGUUAAAGGAGAGGGGAUUUCUUUCAUUAUCAACUGCGCUGUUGUCAUCAUCUAUACUGCGUGUGGAAAGGGGUCAUGCCAUGGAGAUAUUCAUGGAUGUCACAUCAUCUAUUGAGGCUGUGAUUCUAUCAUUUCUUUUUUGUCGUUCAGGCUUGAUAUUCCUAUUACAGGAUCCCGAACUUUCUAGUACUUUAAUCCGUGCCUUUAGGGGUGGUCAUCACGGCAACAAGGAGGAUAGUAUUCCGCUUCGCUAUGCUUCCGUUUUGAUAUCGAAGGGUUUCUUUUGUAAUCCAGUGGAGAUAGGAACAAUAAUUGGGAUGCAUCUAAAAAUGGUUAAUGUGAUUGAUCGUUUGCUUUCAUCAAAUCCACAAUCGGAAGAGUUCUUAUGGGUUGUGUGGGAACUGUCUGCUCUCUCAAGGUCUGAUUGUGGGCGCCAAGCAUUGUUUUCUUUUGGAAACUUUCCAGAGGCUGUUUCCAUCUUGAUUGAAGCAUUAAGUUCUACCAAGGAAUCUGAAUCUGAUGGGAAAAACAGCGGAUCUUUACCUGUAAAUCUUACAAUAUUUCAUUCAGUUGCGGAGAUUAUUGAAGCUAUUGUUACCGAUUCCACAUCAUCAUCUUUGGGCUCUUGGAUUGGACACGCUACAGAACUUCAUAGGGCUCUGCAUUUCUCCUCUCCGGGUUCUAACAGAAAAGAUGCUCCCUCACGUCUGUUGGAAUGGAUAGAUGCUGGUGUAGUGUAUAACAAACAUGGGGGUAUUGGUCUCCUACGCUAUGCUGCUCUAUUGGCUUCUGGAGGAGAUGCCCAGUUAACUUCAACUAGUGUCCUAGUUUCAGAUUUGACUGAUGUUGAAAAUGUUGUUGGAGAGGCUUCUGGUGGCUCUGAUAUUAAUGUCAUGGAGAAUCUUGGGAAGUUCACAUCUGAGAAGUCUUUUGAUGGCGUUACUCUUCGUGAUUCUUCUCUGUCACAGUUAACAACAGCAUUGAGGAUUUUGUCUUUUAUUUCUGAGAACCCGACUGUUGCUGCGUCUCUCUAUGAUGAAAGCGCCGUUACAGUUAUUUAUGCCAUUUUGGUCAACUGCAGAUUUAUGCUUGAGAGGUCCUCAAACAAUUAUGAUUACCUUGUAGACGAGGGUACAGAGUGCAACGCUACAUCAGACUUACUAUUGGAACGCAAUAGAGAGCUGAGCAUAGUUGAUCUCUUGGUUCCUUCUCUUAUGCUACUGAUUACACUUCUGCAGAAAUUACAGGAAGCAAAGGAACAACACCGAAAUACAAAAUUAAUGAAUGCUCUUUUAAGAGUACACAGGGAAAUAAGCCCCAAGCUAGCUGCAUGUGCUGCAGAGUUAUCAUCUCCGUAUCCUGAUUAUGCGAUAGGCUAUGGAGCUGUCUGUCAUUUGAUUGCGUCUUCCCUUGCCUUUUGGCCAGUAUAUGGCUGGAGUCCAGGUCUUUAUCACACUCUUCUUGCCAGCGUUCAGGGUACUUCAUUGUUGACUCUAGGUCCAAAAGAAACAUGCAGUUUGCUAUAUCUUCUGAUUGAUUUGUUUCCCGAGGAAGAUAUAUGGCUUUGGAUUGGUGGAAUGCCUUUGUUAACUACACGAAGGAUGUUGGCUGUUGGAACCCUAUUAGGGCCUCAGAAGGAGAGGCAUGUCAACUGGUAUUUGGAAUCUGGACCCCUUGGGAAGCUGAUUAGCCAAUUGGCACCACACCUUGACAAAAUUGCGGAGAUUGUACAGCACCACGCUAUUUCUGCAUUAGUAGUCAUUCAAGAUCUGCUGCGUGUUUUUGUAACUCGCAUUGCUUUCCAAAAUGUUACUUAUGCAUCUAUGGUUUUACAACCAAUAUUGUCAUCGAUCGCUAUUCAUGUUUCAGAAUCAUCCCUAUCAGAUACUGAUGCAUACAAGGUUUUGAGGCUUCUUGAUUUUCUUGUCAGUCUAUUAGAGCACCCACUUGGAAAGGGCCUAUUGCUGAGUCUGGGCACUCUUGAGACACUAACAAAAGUACUGGAUAGAUCUCUUGUCUUUGUUGAUGGAAAGGCAACUCCUGAUGGUAGAAGUUAUGUAAAGUACAGCUUUAAUUUUUUAAGUUGGUGUCUCCCGGUGUUCAAGUUUAUCAUGCUUCUUUUUAAUUCUGAAACUUUUCAGUAUUACUCCCGAAGACAUGACUCCAGUAACUUUUUUGAAAAGAUGAGUGAUGAAGAUUAUGCCCUCAUUUUACAUUAUCUUUUGAAGAGUUGCCAGGUCCUACCUGUUGGAAAAGAAUUACUUGCUUGUCUUAUAGCUUUCAAAGAAUUAGCUUCAUGUAGUAAAGGUCAAAUGGCAUUUGAAGCAGUUCUUUCUGGAAGCAAUGCUCGGGAGCUUCAUCAGAAAGAUGAUAUGGAUGUGAAUUAUAAUGUUCCUAGUAUGGCAGAAUGGAAAAAAUGCCCUCCUUUACUUAGGUGUUGGAUGAAGUUGUUGAGAUCAAUUGACACAAUGGAGGGUUUGUCGCCUUAUGCAAUUGAAGCUGUCUAUGCUUUAUCUGUGGGGUCUCUACAGUUUUGCAUGAAUGGGGACAGUUUGAUUUCUGACAGAGUUGUUGCAUUGAAGUACCUCUUUGGAAUUUCUGACGAUGUGACAAGAUUACUUGACUUUCCUGAAGAAAAUAUAAACUGCAUACUAGAUUUGAGUGCUAUGUUAAGUUCAAAGGCUACUGUGGAUGAUUGUUUCGUCACCUCUCACUUGCAAAUUCCGUUAUACCAGGUUUCUGAGUCAGUGAAAUCAUUGUACUUAGUAUUGCAAAGGCCCGUUGGUUCCAUGGAGUUGGGUGAUGUUGUUUUACCUCAAAGUGACGUUUUAGUUUUUCCAAAGGCACUUCACAUGCUUGAAAACAGUGUUGAAAAGAUUGACAAUCAUCUUGAUGUUGGAGGACUUGGUGACAAAUUUCUUUGGGAGUGUCCAGAAACAUUACCUGAUAGAUUAACACAAACAAAUCUUGCUGCCAAAAAGAAACUGUCAGCAAUGGAUGGACCAGUGAGACGAGGCCGAGGAGAAAGUUUUCAAGCUGAUGUUUCUGCUUUUUCACGUGGCUUAGCACCGUCUACUGUAUCCGCUGGUCCUACACGUAGGGAUUCCUUCCGACAGCGCAAGCCGAAUACCAGCAGACCACCAUCUAUGCAUGUGGAUGACUAUGUGGCUAGGGAGAGAAAUGUUGACGGGGUUACCAAUGUAAUAGCAGUGCCUCGAACAGGAUCUACUGGUGGGAGACCCCCAUCAAUCCAUGUGGAUGAAUUUAUGGCCAGACAAAGGGAACGUCAGAACCCUUCAGCAACAGUAGUGGGAGAAGCUGUGGGACAUCUGAAAAAUGCUUCUCCUGUGAAAGCUUCAGAUGUAGAGAAGUCAAACAAAUCUAAACAAUUAAAAACGGAUCUUGAUGAUGAUCUUCAAGGAAUUGAUAUUGUUUUUGACGGAGAGGAGUCUGACUCUGAUGACAAAUUGCCAUUCCUUCAACUGGAUGAUAAUUUACAGCAGCCUGCCCCAGUUAUUGUUGAGCAAAGCUCUCCCCACUCAAUUGUUGAAGAGACAGAAAGUGAUGCUGUAGAUAGUAGUCAGUUUUCUCGCAUGGGUACUCCAUUAGGAUCAAACAUUGAUGAAAAUGUCCAGAGUGAAUUUUCUUCAAAGAUGUCUGGUUCACGACCUGAUAUGUCAAUCACUCGUGAAUCAAGUGUUUCUUCAGACAGGAAAUAUGGCGAGCAGGGUGAUGACACAAAGAAUGCUCUUCAAGCUAAGAUGUCUGGUGGAUACGAUUCUGCAACAGCAAAUAGUUCGUUCCCGGUGUCUCUCUACAACAAUCCAUCAACAUCUAUGCAAUUACCAGUGGAUUCAAGAAUUGCUUCUCAGAAUUUAUUUUUAAAGAACAGUCCGCAACAUGGUGGUAUUGCUACAGGUUCUCAAGGACAGUAUGACCCGAGAUUUUUUCCUAACCAACCUCCUUUACCGCCCAUGCCACCCCCACCAACAAUUUCACCAGUAAUGUCAAAUGGUAUUGAUUCAGUACAUAGUCAGUCAUCCUCAUUCGUUAAUUCUCCAGCAGGUGCACGCCGUUCAGUUACAUUCCAAGGACCAUCAGAUUAUUUAUCUCCAUUCAACAAUGGUUCAACUGCUUCACCAUUUCCGUCUUCAGUUCCCAUGCCAGAUUCCAAAUAUUCUAGGAAUUCUAUAUCUUCCCCUAGUGGACCUAGUCGAUUUGCUCCUCCCCUUCCUCCUACACCUCCUCCUUAUGCAUCUAGUCCAUAUAAUUUACCAUCUAUCAAAGCUUCUGUCUCACAACCUGCUCCAUAUAAUCAGGCAAGUAUUGGGAAUACUGAGCUUUCUCAGGCCUCCAUUGCUCCUUCAGGAGCCAGAUUGUCAUCCCACCCAUUAAAUCCUCCGAUGAUAUCCUUGGGGUACAAUAGGCCAGCUUCUAUGCCAAAGCCUAUCUUCGGUAACACCUCAAAUCAGCAACAGAAUGAAAGCCAGUCAAGCUUCAUGCAGAGUAUGUCUGUCCCCCAAGCUUCCUUCCAGUCAAUGCAUUCAGUGACACAGUUGCAGCCACUGCAGCCCCCGCAGCUUCCACGCCCUCCACACCCACCUCAGCUUCCGAGGCCACCUGUUCAGGCUUUACUGCAGAUGGAACAAGGGAUUUCCGUACAGAGCAAUGUUCAAGUGCAUGAGUUACAGAUGAUGCAACGUUCUCAGGUUUCUUCAAUGCAGACAUAUUAUCAAACCCAGCAGCAACAAUUUUCAAAUGAGCAGCAAGUUCAACAUACUCAACAAACGGGGGAAGCUCAAUCGCAGGAGCUUUCAAAUGGUGGAAUGUCAUUACACGAGUAUUUUAAGUCUCCAGAGGCCAUUCAGUCUUUGUUGAGUGAUCGCGACAAGCUUUGCCAGCUGUUGGAGCAGCAACCAAAAUUAAUGCAGAUGCUUCAGGAAAGGUUAGGCCAGAUGUAG
Molecule: messenger RNA, 6483 nt
Organism: Vicia faba (fava bean)
Lineage: Eukaryota; Viridiplantae; Streptophyta; Magnoliopsida; Fabales; Fabaceae
Source: the annotation of a GenBank genome assembly